This is a messenger RNA of Equus caballus (horse), 5481 nucleotides long. NCBI's taxonomy places the organism in Eukaryota, Metazoa, Chordata, Mammalia, Perissodactyla, Equidae. The record is from RefSeq and is a predicted model, not a curated record.
UUAUUCAUCUUAUAGCUGGGAGUUUAUACCAUUUGACCAACAUCUCCCCAUUUCCUUCAUUCCUCUAUCCCUGGCAAUCACAAUUCUACUUUCUGAUUAUAUGAGUUUGAGCUGCCAAUUCUUUUUGCCCUACAUAAAAUGCAACUCAAAUAUUAGUAACAACCUAUGAAAGUACAGAUAUUUGAUGGACAAAGAAUGAUUUCUUCUUCUUCAAAAUAGAUACAGGGAAUCUAAUGGUAGAACUUCCUAUUGUACCUAUUAUGACAAUCCCAGGAACCCUCAGUAAUACACAGGUACUAGAGAAGAAGGAAAAGAUAAAAUCAACUUCUACAUCUUCACUAUUCUUUGGAGAAUACUAAGACUUGAUGUUUGAUUAUAAGUAAGUGAAUAUUCAAACAUUAUCUCCUCUUUUGAACAAAUAUUUUCAAAUCAUCAAGAGAAAAAGACCCAAAUCUCAAAAGGUCAUGAUGCAAGGAAAUAGGCAUAUAUAUAUAUACCUUCAUCCGGCUUUCAUUUUGACCAUAAACUUGUGCUCUGAAGCUGGAGAAAAAAAUAUCUUGUAGGUUCACUCUUUGCAAUCCAUGAGCGAUUACACACUGGAUCGUGCAAUUUCUUGGAAGCCUCUCACAUGCCUUUUGCUCGGUGAAGUAAUACUUCAUCUCCCUAUUAGAACAUCCUCUUAGCAUUCAUUGAAGGACUGACUGGAAACCGUGCAACAUGGGAGCUACAGGUGCUCCAAUUUUUUGCAUUAAUAAUUUAAUAGGAAGCAUUUUAUUCUUACCUUCGAGAAAACUGAAAAUAUUUCAUUAGAACGAAAUGCUGGCAAAAAAUAAACCCUGAAGGUAUGAAUUUCCUUCUUGUUUCCCUGAGUUCUGUAGGAUAUUUUGUACUUAAUUUAUAUAUCCCUCUAGAAGAUAGGUAAGAUAUAUAUACAAAGAGGCCUAGAAUUUCAAGUGAAGAUGUACAUUAACUGAUACAUUGCUGGAGAAGGAUUAUUUUGAUUAUUUAUUUUUUUUGCUUGGUAAGUAAAGGAAAUAUGGCAAAUCCCUCUUUCCAGAGAUAUCUUCCUUCCCAAGCCCAUAUAUUGCUUUUUAGUUCCAUUAGAUUAAUGAGCCCUGGUUUACUGUGGAUUAAUUCUUUUUGAAGCAACAAAACUUUUCAGCAUAUAUGAGUUUUUGUUGUUAUUUUUGUUGCACAUACAGGAUUUGCUCUAAACUCUGGCAUUGGACAAUUACUAUCCCCAGGUAAUAUUCUCAAACAAGCAGGGUAUGUGUCAAUAAUGAUUUGAAACAAAUCCUUUGUUGAUGAUCAUUCUCUAAGUAAAAUAAAUUAACUGAGAUGGCUGAAAGUAGGGUCUUGAGUAAAUAGGACACAAAAAUGUCUAAAGGACAAAAAGGCAGUUCAUUGUAAUGCAAAAAUAUGUUUCAAACAAGGUAUUAGGGGACAUGAAUCCUCGAAAGUCCUGUGUGAAUGAAUGAAUUUUUCUUUAAAAUAUUAGCAAACUGUUUUGGAUAAGCCAUAGAGCAAAGGAUUUUGCUGACCUGAUUUACUACAUCCUUGUUUAUACAAUCCUAGUGGCAAUGAGAAACAAUAAAUAGCAGUCCUUCCAAUUUAGAUAACAUCUCAAUCAUCAAAUAAAAGAGUUAGCCAUCUACAUGGUCUGACCUAGGAAUCCUGAUAUUAUCUUCCUAUAAAAAAUAUGUCAAGGGACCUCCCUAACUCAGGAUCUUGGAUUCCCACCUUGAAAACACUUCCUCGAUUUACUAAAUAUUCCUUAUAAAAUGCAAAAAUAUUUUCAGGAGUGAAAAACAAAUCAAAAUUCAGCAAAAAUAUAUGACUUUUACUGUUAACCUCUUGAUUAUAAGCUCCAUGAAUGCAAGAUCUUUCAUAUCCACAGCUGUUUCUCCAACAAUUAAGUGACCACUUGACACAAUGAAGAAGUUUAAGAAAUAUUUUUGAAUUAGUUACUUUGCCUAAUGUAAUAGUUCAUAGUAGGUUCCUGAGGAGGAAAAUUGAGUUUUGAUUCAAUAACAACUACUUGGGAUGGAAGUAGUCAAAGAGAGAGAGAGGCAGGAAGUUCCUUAUUUCAGAUUUGCCCAAAUAGGAAAGGCCUAGAUGGGGCUUAGUGAGAUGUAAAAAGAUACUGAAGAUCUGUCCAAAAGCGAGAAAAAGGAACAUGUGGAAAGAGCUGUGAAGAAAGGAAUACGGAAAUCCUCACGAAAAUGUAAAACCUAUCUUUCCAUUUUCCUUGCAGCCAAUGUGACUAGGGCUACCUAGUACAGGCACGCUGAACUUAGCCACAGUCACUCAGACCAGCUGCUCUCCCUUAGGUCAACUGACAAAAUGGGCAUAUCUAGUGCGUGAAAGUAUAGCAAAAUAUCUAGCCAGAGCAAUUUAGAGGCCAAGGUGUAGAACUCUUUCUCACAGUGUAUAGUGCAUCCAGUAGCCUAAAAAGGAAAAGAAGCAUUUUUUAUAUUAAACAGUGGUAUAGAUACAUGAAAUAGCAGAAAGACGAUAUACCCUGGAAUGAUAGAGGUAUUUUUUAAUAUCAUUUAAAACACCAUGAGUAACCUGGAGGAACUGAAAAUGAAAAUCAAGAUUAAUUUAUGUCCUGUCAUGGCACUACAUUGAGACAAAGUCUUUUAAAAUAUCUUGAUUUUUUUUUUAUUAUAUCAGUUAUAAAUCAUAAAGAAUCAGGUAUCCAUAGUACUGUUGAAAGAGGUUCACGUGCACAAAAAUGUAGUAUCAAUAGUGCCGGUAAAUAGAUGAAAGAGUAGACUAAUAUAGGUAAUUUAGCAGAAUCACAAAAGUUUAGUCUAGUCUAGUGUCUUUAGAAAGGUAAUUUAGCAGAAUCACAAAAGUUUAGUCUAGUCUAGUGUCUUUAGAAAGGUAAAAAUUUGUCUCUGAUUCAUGUUUCCCUCUUUUCUAUUAUUGUGACUUUUGAAAGUUAAAUAUGUUCAGAGGCUCAGUCAUAAAAGUCAGUUUUGCUGCUUAAGCAAAGUGUGUUUACUACUUUAUGAAACAAAAGAUUUUAAAAUUUGGUGUUUUCAGGAAAAACCAAUAUACUCCACUAAAAUGCAAUAACCAAUGUCAUCUCCAUGCCUUCCCGACUAAUGAAUGUGUCCAGCAGAGAAACCACCAGCUCUAUCAGCCACUUCAUCCUCAUGGGCUUUCCCUCAAGCCCAGAAAUUCAGUUCCUCUACUUUGGGCUCUUCUCAGGAGCCUAUAUCUUGACCCUGUUGGGGAAUGCAGCCAUCAUCUGUGCUGUGUGUUGGGACUGGCGUCUUCACACUCCCAUGUACAUCUUCUUGGGGAAUUUCUCUCUCUUGGAAAUAUGUUAUGUUACUACAACCAUCCCUAACAUGUUGGCUAACUUCCUGUCCACUAGCAAGUCCAUCUCCUUUGUGAGUUGUUUUACACAGUUCUACUUCUUCUUCUGUUUUGGGUAUGAUGAAGGCUUCUUCCUUUGCAUCAUGGCCUUUGACAGGUACCUUGCCAUCUGCCGUCCUCUACAUUACCCACACAUUAUGUCUAAGCAGCUAUACACUGGUCUUGUCAUCUUCGGAUGGUCAUGUGGGUUCAUCCUCUUCCUAACCCCAGUUGUUCUCAUUUCACAGCUGCCCUAUUGUGGUCCAAAUAUCAUCAAUCAUUUUGUGUGUGAUCCUGUCCCAUUGAUGAUGCUGUCCUGUUCUGCAGACAUCAUCACUCAGCUCACUUACUCUACUUUCAAUGCUGUUUUCAUGAUUGGAACCCUUCUCUUUAUCCUUUGCUCCUAUGCUCUGGUGAUUCUGGCUGUGCUCCGGAUGCCCUCAGAGGCUGGCAAAUGCAAGGCUUUCUCAACUUGUGCUUCUCAUCUGGCAGUUGUCACCUUGUUUUAUGGCUCCAUUUUGGUGAUGUAUGUUAGUCCUGGAUCAGGACAUCCAAUGAAAACUCAGAAAUUCAUUACCUUGUUUUAUUCUGUGAUAACACCUCUAUGCAAUCCUCUAAUAUAUAGCCUCAGGAACAAGGAAAUGAAGGCUGCUCUGAGGAAAAUGUUCAGGACUGAACAAGGUGUCCAUAAAAUAUGAAUGAGAGCCAAAUUCCAUCUCUCAAAUGCAACUUACGCUAAUAAGACAUGAGUGAUAUAUUUAACUAUAAAUUCAUUGUUUUAUCAAGAAAGAAGUAUAAUGAGGAUCCAUUAUAAUCUUAAACACCACUCACCACAAGAUUCAGCAGUGUUAUUUCAGGAAUAUAUUUUAACGAAUGAAUUCAAUUUUGUUUUGAAGUUAAUAUCAAGUGAGCGAAAUUUUACAUACCUAAGCCAACUAUUCCCUCUAUAUGUAAUUCACUUUCUAACAAGAAGACAGAGUUCUGCUUUGUAUAAUCUAGUUGAAUCAACCAAUACACAUGUAGUAGAGAUCAUAAAUUUCUUUGAGGAUUAACACUAUAAGCCAAUAAUUCUCCACUGGAACAUAUUGACUGAUAAAGAAGGCUCAAGUUUGAAGGAAGUCCACUUGCUGGAGUGUAGCAUGUGUCGUUACUUUCAGGAAACAGACUAAUAGCCUUAGUGGGAUAUUAGUGAUUUUUCAGAGUGUACAGGACAAGGAUUAAGAAUUUAAAGUGCAUUAGUUCCCUGGAAUAUAGGAAGGAUAAGAGCUAAACAUAAAGACCAGGGCAUUAUUCAGGGCAUAACUCACUGCAGGGUAAAUCCAGUUUAAACAACAGCUUCUAGUACCAUAUGUGGUUUAGUGUUAGUCCUGUGUGACUUAUUUUAAUACUUCCAUAAGCAUCCUUAAAACCAUUUCUAUAAAAUGUUUAAUUAACAUUGUUGCUUUAGCUAUGACUUUUAUUUUGUACUGUUACCACUUUUUUCAAACAUGACUCCACAAAACAUAAUUAAAAGGAAUCAUCAUAUAAAGUGCAAUUUAUAGAAUUUUAAUUUGUAGUCUUCAAGAAGUCAUUUGCUACACAAAGUGAGGUGCAGCAACAAUUGGAUUUCAUUUAUUAAGGAACCUGGGUUGAGAAUAUUAUCUGAGCUUGAAUGUCAGGAUUUCUAAGUUCUGAAAAAGAAGUCACUGUCUUUAUUCUGCUUCAAUAAGAAAAAAUUAAAUAGCUAAACAAUUGCUUGUAAACUACUUUGAAUUGGAAGAAAAUGUAAACAAUUUUUAACUUCACACAAACUAAUUUCAAUGGUAGGUUUAAAGUGCUGAUCAUUUUAAUGCUGAUUUUCAUCUCUGGAGCUUAAGGAGUGUCCAUGCCAGUUCCAUUCAUCUUUCUUAAUUAUAUAAGAUAAAGGGAUAAGAAUUAAUGAUUCUUAAUAAAAUAUUGUGUUGAUUAUUAUGAAGGUAUACAGUGCCUAUAUUUGUAAUUGUCUUUUACAAUUAUUAGUUAAUUAUUAGCCAAGUUUUCUUCACUCGUCUUAAAUUCUACCUCAUUUAAGUUUGCCACCACUUGAUAGACUUGUAAAUUAUUUGGUACAUUAAGAAGCAUUUCCUUAAGAGA